AUGUACAAGCUAGUGAUCAACGGUAAAGCGCCAGUUGUAGCCUACGGUGAGCUGAUCGCUGCCCUUGUCGUUAACGCCGUUAAAGCGGGCAGUAUUGCAAUCGAGUUUGUCGACGAUAAGAAGGCAGCACCAGCAGUUUUGAACGGUGAAUCUAAUGAUGUUCUGAUUAAAAUUGUCAGCGAUUUCCCAGACGUCUUCACCGAGGGAAGCGCGGAAGAGAUUGCGUCCUGGACAAAGAUCGCUAAUGAGAACUACGUUGUGAAAAACUUCCAGAAGCUUUCCGGUUCGUUAGAGAAAUUGGACGCCGUGCUGAACUUGAAAACUUAUAUUCUCGGUGGUCUGAAGUACUCAGCUGCCGACAUCGCCUGCUGGGGCGCGCUGAGAUCAAACGGUAUGGUGGGAUCGAUCAUCAAAAACAAGGUCGAUGUGAACGUUUCCCGUUGGUACACUCUACUAGAGAUGGAUCCAGCUUUUGGCGAAGCUCAUGAGUUUUUGACGAGGUCGAUGCAAGAUCUGAAGAAAGCUGCCAACGUCGGCAAGAAGAAGGAGGGCCAUAAGGCAAAUUUUGAGAUUGAUUUGCCGGACGCCAAGAUGGGAGAAGUCGUGACACGUUUCCCUCCCGAACCUUCCGGAUACUUGCAUAUCGGUCAUGCCAAGGCUGCAUUGCUUAACCAGUAUUUCGCUCAGGCGUUCAAGGGUAAAUUGAUCAUCAGAUUCGAUGACACGAAUCCAUCUAAGGAGAAACAGGAAUUUCAAGACUCUAUCCUCGAAGAUUUGGAACUUCUAGGCAUCAAGGGAGACCGCGUAACCUACUCUUCCGACUAUUUCCAGGAAAUGUACGAGUUGUGUGUCAAAAUGAUCAAGGAAGGUAAAGCAUACUGUGAUGAUACUCCUACGGAGAAAAUGAGAGAAGAGCGUAUGGAUGGCAUCGCUUCAGCCAGAAGAGAUCGCUCAGUGGAGGAAAACUUGAAGAUUUUCACCGAGGAGAUGACCAACGGUACCGAGGAGGGUUUGAAGAACUGCGUGCGUGCAAAGAUCGAUUACCAAGCACCAAACAAGGCCCUAAGAGACCCUGUUAUCUAUAGAUGUAACUUGACGCCUCAUCAUCGUACCGGAACCACUUGGAAGGUGUACCCAACAUAUGACUUCUGUGUUCCUGUCGUUGAUGCAUUGGAAGGUGUGACCCAUGCUUUGCGUACAAUUGAGUACAGAGACCGUAAUCCUCAGUAUGACUGGAUGUUGAAGGCUAUGAAUUUGAGAAAGGUUCACAUUUGGGAUUUCGCUCGUGUUAACUUCGUCAGAACUUUGCUAUCCAAGAGAAAGCUACAAUGGAUGGUCGAUAAAAACUUGGUGUCAAACUGGGACGAUCCAAGAUUCCCAACUGUGAGAGGUGUGAGAAGAAGAGGUAUGACAGUGGAGGGUUUGAGAAACUUCGUUCUCUCUCAGGGUCCUUCUAGAAAUGUCAUUAAUCUUGAAUGGAACUUGAUUUGGGCUUUCAACAAGAAGAUUAUUGACCCAGUCGCACCAAGACUUACUGCAGUCGUCAACCCAGUUAAACUUCACCUCGAGGGUGAGGACGCUCCCCAGACUCCUAAGGUUGAAAUGAGGGCUAAACAUAAGAAAAACCCUGACGUCGGAGAGAAGAAAGUUAUCUUUUACAAGGAUAUCGUGAUCGACAAAGAUGAUGCUGAUGUUAUUGAAGAGAACGAGGAGGUCACUUUGAUGGACUGGGGUAAUAUCAUCAUCACAAAGAAGAAUGCCGACGGCUCAUUGACUGGUAAACUAAAUCUGGAAGGUGACUUCAAGAAAACUAAGCACAAACUUACCUGGUUGGCGGAUACUGAAGAUUCUGUGUUUGUCGAUCUAGUGGAUUUCGACCAUUUAAUUAGCAAGGACAGAUUGGAAGAAGAUGAGAGUUUCGAGGAUUUCUUAACACCACAAACGGAAUUCCAUACCUCCGCUAUAGCUGAUUUGAAUGUUAAAGAUCUCAGGACCGGUGACAUAAUUCAAUUCGAAAGAAAAGGAUAUUACCGUUUGGAUCAACCGGCCAAGGACGGCAAGCCAUUUGUCUUCUUUACCAUUCCCGACGGUAAAUCUGUUAACAAGUAUGGUGCCAAGAAAUAA
Molecule: messenger RNA, 2124 nt
Organism: Torulaspora globosa
Lineage: Eukaryota; Fungi; Ascomycota; Saccharomycetes; Saccharomycetales; Saccharomycetaceae
Gene: GUS1
Product: glutamate--tRNA ligase GUS1
Exons: 1
Coding region: 1-2124 (707 amino acids)
Biological process (GO): translation; glutamyl-tRNA aminoacylation
Cellular component (GO): cytoplasm; methionyl glutamyl tRNA synthetase complex; cytosol
Molecular function (GO): ATP binding; glutamate-tRNA ligase activity
Source: RefSeq, a predicted model, not a curated record